Messenger RNA from Suillus clintonianus, 861 nucleotides. RefSeq lists its product as uncharacterized. The coding region runs from base 1 to 861 and encodes 286 amino acids. The record is from RefSeq and is a predicted model, not a curated record. NCBI's taxonomy places the organism in Eukaryota, Fungi, Basidiomycota, Agaricomycetes, Boletales, Suillaceae. The transcript has a single exon.
AUGUCCUCUAUUCCAGUUCAACUCGACUACCAUCCACUCUUCAGCUCCCCAGACGCAGACAUAGUAUUCCGAUCCAGUGAAGGAACACACUAUCGGAUGCAUUCAUUCGUGUUGCGGACUACGUCAGGGUUCUUUCAACCCAUGCUCUCCUUGGUUGGUGGCAGUGGCUCUAGCCCUGAUUCGUCAUCCGAGGCCAGUCCAAUCGGAUUGGGAGAGAACGACGACGUGCUCAAAAGGCUUUUCGCUAUGAUAAGCGGAAUGGAAGUUCCUCAAUGGGACUCCUUGGAUAAACUUGAGCAUGUGCUUCACGCCGCCGAGAAAUAUGAUAUGCCAGGACCCAUAUCUACCAUACGCUCUGCCAUCACAGCGCCUCGCUUCAUGGAAGAUCCCUUACGAGUAUAUGCCAUCGCUGCGCGGUAUCAAUGGGAAGAAGCGCUCCAACCUGCAGCAGAAGGGUGCUUCGCCAUCGCCAUCCACCAUCAGCAGUACAUUCCAAUUCUCAAGCGCAUACCUUCCGAUGAUCUUCUCCGACUCAUAGACCUGCGGCGAGAGCGGAGAGACGCAUUUCUACAUGCUAUUGAUCACGAAGUGCAGUUUACUAGUGGAAACAACGCGGAUAAAUGUUCGUGUAGCCGGAGCACAGACCAUCGCGGAUGGUAUGCGCUGAAGCUUGCUGUGUAUAUGGAGAUGGACAAGAAACCUAUCGUGCGGAACUUGGAUGAUCAGAAUUGGGAAGUUGCAAAUAAAUGCUGGAGCUAUCGAUGCCAAUGCGCCAAGGUGGUGUACGAUCAAGUCGAGACCAUGAAGCGCAUUCGUCCAUGCAUUGAAAGGUUGCCCACAAAGUUGAGACCGAGGAUUUGA